This is a messenger RNA of Zonotrichia albicollis (white-throated sparrow), 1411 nucleotides long. NCBI's taxonomy places the organism in Eukaryota, Metazoa, Chordata, Aves, Passeriformes, Passerellidae. The record is from RefSeq and is a predicted model, not a curated record.
AUGGAGCGCCCUGUCCCCAGGGGGCUGCGGGGGGAGAAGGAGGAGGAGGAGGUGGAGAGGGUGCUGGUGUCGGAGCACAGCUGGAGACCCUGCCCCACCGCCCGGAGGAGGGUCCGAGGGUGCUUGGAGUGGGUGAAGCGGCAGCUGUUCCGCGUCGGGGAGGAUUGGUACUUCCUCUUCAUCCUGGGGGUGCUCAUGGCCACCAUCAGCUUCGCCAUGGACAUCAUCGUCGCCAGGCUCUACGCCGCCCACACGUGGCUGUACCGGGAGAUCGGGGACAUCGCGGUGCUCAAGUUCCUCUCGUGGACCCUGUUCCCCACGGCCAUGGCCGCCUUCUCCAGCGGCUUCGCCCAGAGCAUCACCCCGCACUCCGGAGGCUCCGGCAUCCCGGAGCUGAAGACCAUCCUGAUGGGCGUGGUGCUGGAGGACUACCUGGCCAUCCAGAACUUCGGGGCCAAGGUGGUGGGGCUGACCUGCACCCUGACGUGCGGCAGCACCGUUUUCCUUGGCAAAGUGGGUCCCUAUGUCCACCUCUCCGCCAUGGCCGCAGCUUAUCUGGGGAAGAUGAGGACCACGGUCACGAGGGAAUAUGAGAACAAGUUCAAGCAGCACGAGAUGCUGGUGGCAGCUCAAGCCGUCGGGGUGGCCACAGUCUUCGGGGCACCCAUCAGCGGGGUGCUUUUCAGCAUCGAGGUGAUGUCCCCCCACUUCGCCGUGCGGGAUUACUGGCGCGGCUUCUUUGCUGCCACCUGUGGCGCCUUCAUGUUUCGGCUCCUGGCCGUGUUCAACAGCGAGCAAGGCAAGGCAGGCUGGGCUGGAUGUGCCCCCCCUUCCCCUUGACCCUCCCCCGGGACAUUUUGGGUGCUCACCCCCAAACCCACACCCUCAUUCCUGUCUCCCCUCCCAGAAACCAUCGCCGCUGUUUUUAAGAGUGACCUCAAGAUUGAUUUUCCCUUCGACCUCCUGGAGACCUUCUUUUUCCUGAUUUUGGGGAUCAUCUGUGGGAUCGUGGCCUGUGCUUAUCUCUUCUGCCAGCGCUGGAUGAUGGUGGCCGUCAAGAGGAACCGGCUGACAGCCAAGCUCUUGGCCACUGACAAACCCGUGUACACGGUGCUGGCCGUGCUGCUCCUCGCCUCCAUCACCUUCCCGCCCGGGCUGGGCCAGUUCAUGGCCUCCAGGCUCACCAUGAAGGAACAUCUCAUCUCCCUCUUUGACAACCGCACGUGGGGCGUGCUGGCUGCCAACGCCUCGGGGGUGGCCAAGCCUGGGGGGCUCUGGCAGGAGUGGGACCAUCCCUCUGCCACCAUCUACGGCACCCUGACCUUCUUCCUGCUCAUGAAGUUCUGGAUGCUGAUCUUGGCCACCACCCUGCCCCUGCCAGCUGGGUACUUCAUGCCCAUCUUCAUCUAUG